CGCUUACACUUUUAUUUGAAUUAAUUUAUAUUUACUAAUUUUUAAUAUUUUAAAUUGCAGUGUAAUCUUGACUCACGUAUAAUGACGUCGUUACUAAGAUUUCUAGGAUGGUUAGGUUUGAUAUCGAUCAUAAUGAUUGCCUUACUUGGUUUUGAGUUGUAUCUCGCUUUGCUUACAUUUUUUGUAUCAUUUCUAUUUGGUGCCUUGACAAUUUUGCAUUUGAGUUAUGAUAACAAGAAAGUGUUCUCUGCAGAUAUUGAUUGCUUAGAUGAUCCAUUACAGCAAACAAACUUCUCUAUACAAUCUCCUAAGAUUUUAGAACUGUUUCAGAACGAAAAACCUUUACCUAAAUUUGAUUGUCGUAUAACAGGCAGUGAAACAGUCGAUUCGUUCUUAAACGAAAUUAUAUCAAUUAUAAUUAAUGAUUAUGUCACUCCAUGGUAUGAACUUAUUACGGACGAUCAAGAGUUUACUUCACAUGCAAUAAGAAAACUUGUAGUUGCAGCAGGAGCCAAUGUCUCAAAUCGAGUAAAAAGUGUAGAUUGGAUACACAUGCUGUCUACGAGAUUUCCUGAAGAGUUAACUCUACAUUUAAAGUUAUACAAGCAGUCUAGGGUGCGGUUGAAACAUAUACAAUUGGUGAAUGCCAAAGAGGUCAAUGGUUCGUCAAAACUGAGUCCCAAGAAACAGGAAGAGAAAAAAACCCACAGGAGAAAUAAAAGUGAAACUGAUUUGUCAUGGCCACCGGAUACACAAACAUUUGGAAAAUCGAAAUUCUACAGUAGUUCAGAGAAUAUAAGCAGUAGUAACAUAAGAGAUCUUUUCUUUGAUUUGGAGUGUUCAAUGGAGAAUAAGCAAAUAUGUCGAGAUAUAUUUUGCAGUGAUCCCGAGAAGGAAAAUGCAUUACUCUGUGAAGUGUCAGAAGCGGUAUUAUACCUUAUUGCACCGGAAGAAGCUUGGAAAUGUCAUGCAUUAAAAUUAAUACUUAUAGAUUUAAUAUCAUCAAUUGUUUUGAAGCCAUUGAUUAACUUGUUAAGUGAUCCCGACAAUAUUAAUAGAACUAUUAUAAGAUCUUGCUGUCGUGAUUCCUGUUUGUCUUCGGAAUUGUUUCUUUUGGUUAUAAGAUCCUGCAGCGACGCUGAAGAGUUAGACGCAACACUUGAACUAGUUCAGAAAGAUAUACAGAAAUUGCAUUCUAGAGACAGCGCCGGAGAAUGGGAAUUACAAGAUCGCCAAAAGUUAUCGUCCUUGCAAUACGUGGCUAGAAUUAUUCAAGCCAGAAGAGCUACACUUGGACCUCAAGAAGGCGCUUCAAACAAUAGUAGUACAGAAAAAGUUUCAGAGGAAGUAAUGAGAACAUUAAAGUUUUUGAGGGCUGUAGCUGCUUGGAAAUCGAAUGCACAAUAUUUGCUCGAGAUUGAAUUAAAUGAAGCAGACGCACCCCAAACGUCGAAAGCGGUGAUCGACAACUUAAGAUCGUCAGCCCUAGAACUAUGCGACAUGUACUUAGCACCAAGCCGUGCUGGGGUGAUGGGGGCGAAGAACUGUCACGCUGAGCUGGUGAGGAAGAUCACCACUGAGGGUGAGGAGUUCAGCAACAAUCCGGUGAUAUGCUUCGAUGAGAUUCAGAAGUGUGUGUGUGAUGCCUUGGAGGAUGAUCCAUCGUGGCAAGCCGAUUUUAUGAUGGACAGUGACAGAGAUACGCCAGAUAAAAUUAAUAGUGAAUUCGGACGAGAUAGCAAAGUGGAUAACCAUAAAUAUAGCGAGAAGUGCAAGAGAAUAAUGAAGACAUGUCUCAGCCAGUUGCCAAAAUUAUUUAACAAAACGAAGUAUAAAUAUAAUUAUACAAACAAGUCCUCAACCUUUCCCCGCUCCUUGACCCGAAGAGUUCCGAGUAACAGGAAUCAUACGAUACCCAAAUGUGAUGUAGUUUUACCGGUUUCGGGAGCGAGGCAUAACCGAUCAAGAUCUGAUAUUGUUGGUAGUUUUGCUCAGAAAAUCGUACACGAAAGUGCAGGUCCAUCAAAUCUAAAAUCGGCUAACAAAAGCAACUUAUCUCUAUCCCACUCAGCUAUUAGCCAAAGUGCAAAGAAUAUGAUGUCGCCACUAUCGGCUUAUAUUAUAGAAACAGCUCUAGUCCAAGAUAAAGGUAGAACGUUUGGAAUAUAUGCGAUUGCGGUAACUAGAGCUUCUGAUAAUGAAGUAUGGCACAUAUACAGGCGAUAUAGCGACUUUUAUGACUUACACGCUUCUAUUAAAGAUAAGUGGCCAGAAUUAGCCACACUACAGUUUCCAGCGAAGAAGACAUUUCAGAAUACAUCGAGAAGUGUACUAGAGAGUCGAAAGCGAGUGCUCAAUAGUUACUUACAAAGUUUAACAAGUAUUUCAAGAGAUCCUAGAUAUAUGGCCCUUCUGUCAUCGCAGUAUUUAGGAGGUUUCCUCAGUCCAGAGAUACAGACAGAGAGACAUGGUAAUUCGAUCGAUGCGCUUCUGGUUAAUUCUAUAAAGGCCGGUAUGAGGACUUUGAAAAGUAUGCCGGAUCAGUUCGCCAACACUGUGGACGGAGUUAUGGACGGUAUAUCAAAAGUUUUUCAAGGGAAGAGUGGUGAAAACUAUGAUAACGUGAAGCCAGCACAUUCCAACGAAGUACAAGAUGAUAGUGAUGAAAGCGUGCCUUUAAGACUAUUGGAGGAAGUUUUGGGUAUUCGGGGCUUAUGGUUGAGACGGCGUCUUCUGGCGCCGUUGAGGACUAUAAUCGCAGACAGAGUUAACAAAAAAGUUUUAGAAUUUGUAUCAUCGUUGACAUCACCGCGGAAUGUAGUACAAUAUUUGAAAACGUUCAAACAGUGGUUGACAAACCGAGAUAAUCCGAGCGCAGUGGCUAGAGAUUCAGCUACAAAGGCCAGGACGAGAGUUGCCGCUAAAGUUGCUUUAUUGUCAGCCGCUUCAGACGAUCUCAGACACAUAGUGGGCACUGAUGCAGCUAGAAGAGGCCUCUUAACUGUCUUUGAUAUGUUCCAAACUCAAGAAAUAAAUAAACGGUUACUCUUUGUGUUACUUGAAGUGACGCUGUGUAAUCUCUUCCCUGACAAUAAUAUCCAGGAGAUGUUCAAGAAACUGUAUUUGAAUUCAACGCGAGUGCCGGUCGUAAAAAACCCGUAA
Molecule: messenger RNA, 3162 nt
Organism: Melitaea cinxia (Glanville fritillary)
Lineage: Eukaryota; Metazoa; Arthropoda; Insecta; Lepidoptera; Nymphalidae
Product: sorting nexin-13-like
Exons: 24
Coding region: 82-3162 (1026 amino acids)
Cellular component (GO): early endosome
Molecular function (GO): phosphatidylinositol binding
Source: RefSeq, a predicted model, not a curated record